AUUAUGGCAGCAGAUGACCUUUGGAAAAAAAAAGGUCCUGGCCGCAGCAAUAGUGGUGGUAUUCAUGGCAGGAUUAGUCAAACUGUGGUGGUUGAGUAGAUUCCUCAAAAAGCAUACAGUACUUGACUUAGAAAAGAGGACGAGACAACUGGAGAUGCAGAAGAGUGGCCUUCCCGUAGGCAAGCGAGUGGACAUUCCCUUCGGUGUGCGCGCAAUCCAAAGUGGUAUACAAGUCGACGGUAUUUGGAUCUCGCGACCCAGCUCUCCGGUCGAGAUCGGUCGAAUUAGUCCGUCGUUUGCCUCAUCCUCUACCCUCGAACCCGAAAGUAGAUCGAAAGGAAAAGGGAAAGAAAGGGAGGUGCCCGUACAACUUAAAACGACGGUCAUUGAUGUUGAACAAACACCCGAACAAAGCCCACAGCCGAGUCCCGCAAUCAGUUUGACAGAUCGGUAUAUUCCAACCGGCGCAGAGCCAUCUCACGUCAGAGCCCACCCGUACAAGACACGGCAGACCUAUAGACCCAGGGGGCCGUCAGGCCGUCAGAUGGAGACUACCCUCAACGACACAAUGGAUGCUGACACAUCGAGCCACUCUGAACAUGAUAUAUCUGGGGAUCAGCAAGUCGAAACAUAUAUCCCCACCAAUUCGUUCUCAUUUUCCAGCGUUGAGUCGUCGGUAUCUUCGCAACAAAGGACGAUGGUAGAGCGCAGCUCAACAUCGUCAGAUGAAGGUGCUCGUCGUUCGAAUAUGCGUUACGUGUCCAAUCUCCGACGUACCACCCUUCCCACGCCUCGAACAUUAAACCCCCUGGAAGACCAAGAUCCCUCGGCACCCCACGUGGACUAUUUUAGCAUGUAUUCCGAGCAGAUGAGGAAUCCGUUCGAAACACCCUCUUCCAGCGAGAUGCCUUCAGUUUCUCGACCCCCGCUCGCUGCGAAUAGGCCAAUACCCCAUCGGUCCUACUCUGGCGAUUCCUUUGCGAAUACAACAUCUAGGAAAGUCAACGCAGGAUUUGAAAUAUUGCCUGCUGGUACCUUCAGCCGACCCAGCAGCCAAAUCGACAUGGAAGAGACUCAUUCAAGAAGGAAUAGUAACAAGAUCCAGAAAAAGAAUCGUGAUCGAUCGUCAAAGGGACAAUCCAUGACGAGGUGACAAAGCGUGAUAGGUAUGGGGUGUAACACAUAAAGGAGGUCACGAUAACACUGUACGACCGUUACUCAACGUUGUGUUGUUACUUGCCUCGGCUGUGUAUCAACCACACUGUUGAGCGAUGUAGAUAACAUCUUGUUCCAAACAUUGGGUAACCGCAUCAAGGUGAAAGGGGGGACCAUAUGCAUUCAUCGGCGUUCAUACACAAAGGAAGGAAUACCGGAAGGGGUAAGGGGAAUCUUGGAGAAGAAUUAAUGGCGGAAAAUCUUGUGCAUACGGGACUGGACAUUGAGAAAGAGUAGACUUAACUGCUUGCGCUAAAAACAUCGUGAUACUCAUUUAUAGCUAAUAAAAGCGUUUGAUUGUUGAGGGAGCGCAAAUCUAUGUUUACCUACCUCACCUAUCUACCGACCUGGUAGUAGACUAUGAUAGUUUGACAAGGGAAAAAGGGGAAAAGGGGGAAAAGGAAAAAAGGGAGGACAGAUUUCGCUAAGUGAAGACAAGAUUAGGUUUUCCCCUUCACCCACUUUUCCAUACCUCCGCAUUCCGAUGAUUCCGUUGAUCGUCACUGUUGACUGACUGGGCUAUCGAGGUAUGUAUUUGUGAAUUUCGGUUGGUUUACAACAACAAACAAGGAGGUAGGGUAUCUCAUGAAAUAUGUGAAGAGACGACAGGACGACGUCUGAUUUAAACUACCUACAUUUAUUACAC
Molecule: messenger RNA, 1861 nt
Organism: Hypoxylon fragiforme
Lineage: Eukaryota; Fungi; Ascomycota; Sordariomycetes; Xylariales; Hypoxylaceae
Exons: 2
Coding region: 14-1153 (379 amino acids)
Source: RefSeq, a predicted model, not a curated record